AUGUACGCCGAGGUUGCUAAAGACGGGCAAGUGACCAAGGACACGAUGGAGGACGAACAUCAUGGUCACAGUAAAUCCGAGAGUGGUAAAGACGGCCACAUGACCAAGGACACGCACGAGGACGGGCAUCAUGGUCACCUAUACGCCGUUCCGUGCGACACGAAGGCAAAAAACGACACUACCGCCCCAGUUGUUACUUCCGAGGCUCCGGUCACUGCUCCUGCAAACACGACCGUCGCCGUUGACAAUGCCGAGGCUCCGGUUGCUACACCAGCUGACGCGACCCUUACGCUGGCUUCACAGUGCAACAACAUCGGUGGCGAAGGCGGGCUUCAAAUCUAUACCGGUUUUCAGUUCCUGAAUGUCAAUAUCAUCGUGGCCGUAGUCCUUGACACUGUCCAAGCGUGUUGCAAUGCAUGUGUGAAUACCACACUCUGUGCAACGUUCAACUUCCAGCCACUUCCAAUUACCAACACAAGCAUCUGCAUUCUGACAAGCUCAACGAUUGGUCUGACUGAGGGUGAAUCGACCUGGCAGGCGGGUAGUAUCGUCGCCUUGACUGCUGCUGUUGCUAGCGCUUGA
Molecule: messenger RNA, 582 nt
Organism: Peronospora belbahrii
Lineage: Eukaryota; Oomycota; Peronosporomycetes; Peronosporales; Peronosporaceae
Source: the annotation of a GenBank genome assembly